CCGACAGCGGAAUGGCAGGAGAAGAGGCGGCGAGCAAAGGGGUUGUUCACAGAGCGCUGACCGCUGUGGGGGUCUACGGUCUGGCCAGCGGCGUCCGGGGCUACGUGGACACCACCAUCAGGUGGUGCUGGAUCCCAAACUGGCUCCCUUCCUGGUGUCCCACCUCUCAGAAAGACCUGCAGGCUGCAGAGACCCGGAUGCUUCGAUGCGUCAGCUGUUCUUUCACCAGACACUUCAUCCCGGUCUCCAACGGCUGCCAGCUGUGGACCCUGGCCUGCGGCGGAGCCGGGUCCCGGGGGAAGACCCCCCUGGUCCUGCUGCACGGCUUCGGAGGCGGCGUGGGCCUCUGGGUGCAGAACCUGGACGCUCUGUCUCGGGGCCGGCCCGUCUUCGCCGUGGACCUGCUGGGCUUCGGCCAGAGCUCCAGACCCCACUUCUCUAAAGACCCCCGGCGGGCCGAGGACCAGUUCGUGGAGGCCGUGGAGCAGUGGAGGGCCAAAGUGGGCCUGGAGUCCAUGAUCCUGCUGGGACACAACCUGGGAGGAUACCUGGCGGUGUCGUACUCCAUCAGACAUCCAGGCAGAGUGAAGCACGUGAUCCUGGUGGAGCCGUGGGGUUUCCCCGAGCGUCCGGACUCAUCGGAGGCCGACCGGCCCGUCCCGGUGUGGAUCAAAGCCCUGGGCGCCGUGUUCAGCCCCUUCAACCCGCUGGCCGGCCUGCGACUGGUGGGACCGCUGGGUCCGUCUCUGGUCCAGACCUUCAGACCCGACCUCAGGAGGAAGUUCACCUCCAUGUUCACGGACAACACGGUGUCGGAGUACAUCUACCACCUCAACGUGCAAACUCCCAGUGGAGAGGCGGCGUUCAAGAGCAUGCGUGGCGAGUACGGCUGGGCCAAGAGGCCGAUGCUGCAGAGGAUCCACCGGCUGCGACCGGACGUCCCGCUCACCGUCGUCUACGGCUCCCGGUCGAGCAUCGACUGCGACGCCGGCGGUGCGCUGAAGGAGCUCAGACCUUACUCCCACGUGGAGAUCAUGACGAUCCGCGGCGCCGGGCACUACGUGUUCGCCGACCAGCCCGAAGACUUCAACCAGAGGGUAUCGCAGGUGUGUGAGACGGUGGACUGAGCGGCGCUGUCCCGGGCCGGGAGCUCCCCGGUCUGAACCCCUCUGGUCUGGAGCGUGUGCACACGCUGCGCCGGCGGUGAGAGAACAAGUGAGCGGGCGAGCGAGCUGACGUUCUGUCAUCUGACGGCUGAGUCAGGCCUCUUCCUGGAAUCCUGCUCAAUACGUCCUCUGACUCCUCCACCUCCACCAAACCCACUAGAAAAUGUCAUUUCCCAGCAGAGCCUGCAGGCCCGGAGCACAUGCCUGCCUCUCACAAGAACGGCCUCUUUGACAUGCAGCCGCCCUCUCAGCCCAGCCGCCCACAUAGGAGGUAUUAUAUGUCGCUAAUUUAUGAUGAUAUUGGUAUUAGUUGGGAGUAAUAUUGAACAGGGGGGGCCGGGUUCCGCAGCGUCAUGUGUUUCUCUUUGCGGUUUUCCUGAACGACGCAGACGGAAGUAUAACUUUCAGCACGCAGAACGACGCCGUCAGCAUCAGGAAGCAGCCGUUCACAUUGAUCCACCUCAUGAUAGCCUGCUUCACAGCGUCCCAGACGAUCUUUUCCGGUUCUUUUAACCCGUUUGGCUCCUCAGGAGUAAAUUUUUUAUCACUCUAAAUGUCAGUGUGAAACAGCUGGAGCUUUAUGAAAUGGUAAAAUGUGGAUUUCACUGAUCUUUUUGCCUCAAAAACUGCACUGAUCCUUGGUUAAAAACAGACAUGCAGUAGGCGUGAUGAGCUGUUUUUAUGCCUUCUCACUACAAUAAGAAGUUCGUAUUCAAAAGAAGCUUUCUUGGUGUUUUUUCCUGAACCGGAGUUGGCAACAACAUGAUGCAUUGUGGGAUUUAACCAAGCACAUGAAGGAGAUGAAAUGAGAAGCGAUCAGCAGUGCCCCGCCACUGAGAGGUCAGGUUUCUCCGCCUGUGGUUCUCCACCGGGGAUCUUCACGGAUCCUCUUACACAGAGCGUCCCCCGGAGUCCGGAUAUCUCCUCCAGGACGCUCGUUUUCACACACCAGCAGAACAUGUGAGAUGAGAACAGCCUCUAAAUACUUUGAUCUCUUUUUGUUUAGUGCAGGGGUGCCCAACAUAAGGCCCGCGGGCCCAAACUGGCCCGCAUGAGGCUCCAGUCCAGUCGAACUCAGGGAGAGUUUAUAGAAAAAAGCAUGAAGCAACAGCGAGAGAAGCUUUUUUUUUUCCACUGGGUUUCUGCAGCAGAAGGUUGAUUAACAUGGCUUCAUGUUGACACUGUCGUUCUUUUCUUUUCAAUUGUUUGGUUUUGUGGAAAUGUAGAUAUUUUCAUCGUCUUCUGAACCACAGCAUGGACAAAGCUUCAGGUCUAAAGCUUGUUCUUUAUGGCGCUGCUGUACUGGUCCGGCCCACUCAAGAGGAACUUCAGCUUCACGUGACCCAAAACCAGAAGGUUCAGGGCGAAGAUGCUUGAGAGCAUAAUGGAAAAGUUUAUAUUUAGUUUAUGUUUUCAAAACAACUGGAAAAACAGCCUCAAAUUUAUAUUUUAAUUUUAGCAUUAAUCCAUUUUGACAAAGUUUUCUGAUACAAACUUCAGCCAGAAAGUCAUGUGCUUGCAGUGUUAUGCAGAUUUAAUGCAUGUUAUUUACAUAUUCGCCCUCAGAGUGUUGAAGGUCACUGAUUCUGCUCACAUCUCAGUUCUGUCUCCUUUACUCAUGAAAGCUCAUCAGGCAGGGCCGGUUUUGGCCCUCGGACCACACGUUUGAGACCCCCACAGUGAUGUUGAGGGUGUGCUGGAGGAGCAGGCUGGUUUUCCUUCUGUUAAAGUUUUACCCAGGAGUGACCGAUGGGCCUGAAAAGAGGUCACUUUAAUACUCAAUCGGCUUUAAGAUGAUGGAAGUGGAGGCGACUUCAUUCCACUGACGUGAGGAAUUCAGAUUAACUGAUCGUGUUCUCCAGAGACGCACACUGACUGAGUUUUGCUCCAUUUUUUAAAACUGAUUGUUAAUGUGAAGACUGAAGACCCAUUUCCACGACGUUUCAAGUGACAAAGCAUGAUUAUUUUGCAUUUUCGUUUCAGUAAGGUUUUUCGUUUACAUAGCAUUUUGAGAAGAAGAUGCGUUUCCAAAGGAUGGAAUUAGCAUGUUGAGCCAAGAGAGCCACACACACACACACACACACACACACACACACACACACACACACACACACACACGCUGCAGAGAACAAAACGUUUUAAACAUUAAUGGGAGAACAUCUACUCCCUCAUUUACUAUGGCAGAUGCAUGGUAGCAGUGUUUCAGAAAAGUUGCAUUUCCCUUUGUUUCUGCAGAACCUGAGCAACAAUAAAAACUUCCAGGUUUUCCAAAAGGUUUCCAGCCUCUCAGAGCAACACUGUCGUGUAAACUGACCCCAGAAUGAGAGUUCUGCGUUUCACUUGUGUCACGUCGACGUGUGUUUAGUCUUGCACAGUUUCUCCUUUGACUGUUUUGCUGUCAUGUCAUGUACAAAUGAAAUAAAAC
Molecule: messenger RNA, 3591 nt
Organism: Salarias fasciatus (jewelled blenny)
Lineage: Eukaryota; Metazoa; Chordata; Actinopteri; Blenniiformes; Blenniidae
Product: 1-acylglycerol-3-phosphate O-acyltransferase ABHD5-like
Exons: 8
Coding region: 12-1127 (371 amino acids)
Biological process (GO): positive regulation of triglyceride catabolic process; phosphatidic acid biosynthetic process; negative regulation of triglyceride storage
Cellular component (GO): lipid droplet; mitochondrion
Molecular function (GO): lysophosphatidic acid acyltransferase activity; carboxylic ester hydrolase activity
Source: RefSeq, a predicted model, not a curated record